CGAUGGAUCUGCUCAGCAGCAAUACCUGGUGUGUGUGUAGUGCACUGGCGUCGGCGGCGGAGUAAAUGGUUGGAUAGAUCGGUGGAUAGUUGCGGGCGGUGAACAUCCAUCCAUAUGGGGAUGCUGAGAGUGCGACACAUGCCUCGAGAUGGCGGGUCAGCCCGCUGGGGCAUUCGCACAAUGUGUGAGACAGCCUCUGCAUACCUUUGACUGUGCCGCCGUCUCAUUGCAAAGUCCGUUCAGCCUCGGCUUGGUGAGACAGGGGCAACCCAGCCUGCACUCGGCAUCCCCGCCGACGCUCUCUACUCCACGCUGCUGUUGCGAGGCAAGCCAGCAACAAACCUGCAUAGGAAGGUCUCGUCACCAACAUGUCCAAAAGCGCUCCAAAUGCCUUGGGCAUAUGCUCAACCCAGAAAGACAGACGGGGACUAUGACAGCGGUGAGGACGGACUGCCAGCACAAGUGGAGCAUACACACGGUUGACAGCUUGGAGAUGCGUUUACGAGCGCCGAGAGAGACGCUCGUACACAAAACGUCGAAUCGCCACACGUGCCCCAGUCCCAGCAGAUGCGGGCGUUGCGAGCAGGUAAACCAAAGCAGAGAGCGUGCUGCCUUCGACAUGCAAAAACGGCCGAGUCGACGAGAAGUGAGGUAAGGAGAUCGGAGAGGAGGGCGGGCUGCACAAGUCGUGCAGCGGCGAAAGCGACGCCGGAUAUAUGUACCAGAGGGUGCCUGUCGAGUGGGCGCAAAGGC
Tilletiaria anomala UBC 951 is the source of this 753-nucleotide messenger RNA. RefSeq lists its product as uncharacterized. The transcript has 3 exons. The coding region runs from base 149 to 655 and encodes 168 amino acids. The record is from RefSeq and is a predicted model, not a curated record. Lineage: Eukaryota; Fungi; Basidiomycota; Exobasidiomycetes; Georgefischeriales; Tilletiariaceae.